UGUGGUAGCAAGUACAAACACACAUUCAGAGUUCAGAGCAACAAGGGACCUCACCUCACCUCACCUCACCUCAAACUCAGAGAACGUUUAAAAUGACAAGCCAAUGACACAACACAGAGAUCCAACGCUUCAAGUCAACUGCGUCUCACUCUCUGACACAAAGACAACCUUCAAUCAACACACAGAAAACAAUACAUUUUUGAAAUGACCCUUCUACCCUUCCCUCUUCACCUCUCUCUUCUCCCUCACUGACUCAACCACACUCAUUCUCUCUAUUCCCACAAUGGACGCCGGCGAAGCCCACUCCGACCUCCGGCGAAAUGGUGACGAUCCGACCCGACCCGACUCGCGUUCUGAUUCUGCUACCGACGGAGCUGCGGCCACUGGCGGUGCUAGGUACAAGCUGAUGAUGCCGGCGAAGCUUCCGAUCUCGAGGUCGCCGUGCGUCACGAUUCCGCCGGGGCUUAGUCCGUCGUCGUUUCUGGAGUCCCCGGUGCUGCUCUCGAACAUGAAGGUGGAACCUUCACCUACCACAGGGUCCCUUCCUAGGCUUCAACAAACGGCACAUGGUUUUGUGAUUUCUGCGGCAUUUCCCGUAGCCACUGUAUGCUUCAAUACCAAUACUGUUGAUAACAGAAAAUUGAGCUUCUUUGAUCUUAAAUCACACUGUAGAUCAAAUAUGGUUCCUGCAGACUUUGAAGACCAUGUAAGUGAUAAAUCUACUCAAAAUGGUCAAGUAAAAGCAGUCAAAAGUGAAAUAGCAGUCCCUUCAAAUGAAGUAGGUCGAUCAUCACCUGUUCACAUGGUUAGUUCUGGGGCUAGUACUCAUGUUGAAGUCAAUUCACAUGAAUUAAACCCAAGGGGCAACAUAGCAACUGGGCCCCAAGCAUCACAAAUUGAGGGUGGGGCUGGUGGACUUCCAGUUGCUGCUGACAGAGCAUCUGAUGAUGGAUACAAUUGGCGAAAAUAUGGGCAAAAACUUGUUAAAGGAAGUGAAUUUCCCCGCAGUUAUUACAAAUGUACACAUCCUAAUUGUGAAGUGAAGAAACUAUUUGAACGCUCUCAUGAUGGGAAAAUCACUGAGAUAAUUUACAAGGGAACCCAUGAUCAUCCUAAACCUCCACCAAACCGCCGAUACUCUACUGGAACUAUUAUAUCUAUGCCAGAAGAGAGAUAUGAUAAGGCUUAUUUGACUAGCAGAGAUGACAAAGGAUUCAAUAAUUAUGGCCAGGUGUCUCACACAGCUGAGCCUGACAGUACUCCAGAACUAUCACCUUCAGCAACAAAUGAUGAUAGUGUAGAGGGUAUUGGGUUUUUGUCAAACCGGAAUAAUGAUGAGGUUGAUGAUGAUGAUCCCUUCUUAAAGCGAAGAAAAAUGGAUCUCGGAAAUAUUGACAUCACUCCUGUAGUUAAGCCUAUCCGAGAGCCACGGGUCGUUGUACAGACUCUGAGUGAGGUUGAUAUUUUGGAUGAUGGUUAUCGUUGGCGUAAGUAUGGGCAGAAGGUGGUGAGAGGCAAUCCUAACCCUAGGAGUUAUUACAAGUGCACGAAUGCUGGUUGCCCCGUUAGAAAACACGUGGAGAGGGCAUCUCAUGAUCCAAAAGCUGUAAUAACCACAUAUGAGGGUAAGCACAAUCAUGAUGUACCAAUUGCAAGGAACAGUUGCCAUGAUCACAUGGCAGGACAAGCAACUGCACAGACAAGAAUUAGGGCAGAAGAAAGUGAUACUAUUAGCCUUGAUCUUGGUAUGGGGAUUAGUCAAGCUGCUGAAAAUAGAUCAAACAAUCAAGGGAGGAUGGUGCUUUCUGAAUUUGGGGACAGUCAAACUCACACCAGCAAUUCCAAUUUCAAGUUUGUUCAUACUGCCCCUGCUUCAGUAUACUUAGGUGUACUAAAUAACAAUAACUCACAUCCAUAUGGUUCUAAAGAAAAUCCAAGUGAUAGAAACCAUUCUGCUUAUCCUUGCCCCCAGAACAUGGGAAGAAUUCUGAUGGGUCCCUGAAAUUGUUUACACCAAAAAUCAAACAAAAAUGAAAAUUACUUUCUUUUUGGCGGGUGAAGCUUCAAAGGCAUAGCUCCGUUUUUGUUUGUUUGAAAAAGCUAAUUGUUCUUAUGUGUUCAUAUUAUUGCUAUCUGAGAGGUGCUCUUUGGUAGAAGUAGUAGUAGAUGUGUCCAUUCUUGUUGAGUUUUAAAUCUUAUUGUUGUCUGUAUAAUAUAGAAAUUCUUCUGUACAAAUAUGAAGCUGAUACCAAAGUUACUUGGACAUAAAACCUUGUAAAAGUGUUGGAACUCGACUAUUUAUAAGAAGUGUUUAGCUUAUUCC
Lotus japonicus is the source of this 2323-nucleotide messenger RNA. Its product is annotated as probable WRKY transcription factor 20. Gene Ontology annotation, molecular function: sequence-specific DNA binding; DNA-binding transcription factor activity. NCBI's taxonomy places the organism in Eukaryota, Viridiplantae, Streptophyta, Magnoliopsida, Fabales, Fabaceae. The coding region runs from base 284 to 2002 and encodes 572 amino acids. The transcript is spliced from 6 exons. Gene Ontology annotation, biological process: regulation of DNA-templated transcription. The record is from RefSeq and is a predicted model, not a curated record.